Zea mays is the source of this 888-nucleotide messenger RNA. Its product is annotated as histone H3.2. The record is from RefSeq and is a predicted model, not a curated record. The coding region runs from base 209 to 619 and encodes 136 amino acids. The transcript has a single exon. NCBI's taxonomy places the organism in Eukaryota, Viridiplantae, Streptophyta, Magnoliopsida, Poales, Poaceae. Gene Ontology annotation, cellular component: nucleosome. Gene Ontology annotation, molecular function: DNA binding; protein heterodimerization activity; structural constituent of chromatin.
CACCUCAUCGGCGCCGUCCAUUCCCGCGCAAUGCCACUCCGUCACCUAGCCGGCUAGCCCUUCUCUCGAAAAAGUUCCCGGCUCCCCGCUCCGGUUACAAAACACCCAACCCCAUCCCAAUCUCCGAACGCCUCGCAUCAAACCAACUCUUUCCCAAAUCCACCGCCGGCUCGGCUCGCCCAUCUUCGCGCCAAGCACCGAAUCUCCGAUGGCCCGCACGAAGCAGACGGCGCGCAAGUCGACGGGCGGCAAGGCGCCCCGCAAGCAGCUGGCCACCAAGGCGGCGCGCAAGUCGGCGCCGGCAACCGGUGGCGUGAAGAAGCCUCACCGCUUCCGCCCCGGCACCGUCGCGCUCCGGGAGAUUCGCAAGUACCAGAAGAGCACGGAGCUGCUCAUCCGCAAGCUGCCCUUCCAGCGCCUCGUCCGUGAGAUCGCGCAGGAUUUCAAGACCGACCUCCGCUUCCAGUCCUCCGCUGUCGCCGCGCUGCAGGAGGCCGCCGAGGCCUACCUCGUGGGGCUCUUCGAGGACACCAACCUCUGCGCCAUCCACGCCAAGCGCGUCACCAUCAUGCCCAAGGACAUCCAGCUCGCGCGCCGCAUCAGGGGCGAGAGGGCUUGAUCUCCCGUUGUCGUCGUCCACGUUGUUGGGCCUUUCCUCUGUGUCUCUGCUUGUAGAAUCCUUGCUUCUGUUCGGUUCCUUCUGUUCGCAUGAUGGUGUUCGUAGUGUUAGGAGUUGCAUUUUCUAAUCUGCUUGUUCUUGCACCGGUGCCUCUGAAGUGGCGUUUCCCUCUAUCUUAAUGGAAAUGGAAUGUGCUUUAAAAAAGAAAUCUGAUGUCUCGUUUGUUUCCGGAAUUGUAAUCUUAUUAACAGAAUAGGUUAUUUUUUUAA